Molecule: messenger RNA, 1122 nt
Organism: Rotaria socialis
Lineage: Eukaryota; Metazoa; Rotifera; Eurotatoria; Philodinida; Philodinidae
Source: the annotation of a GenBank genome assembly
AUGGCCAACAUCAACAUUUAUUUUUCGCACCACGAUGGAAAUAUAGUGGCAGCCACUUUACCUGAGAAUUUCAAUCGCGAAGAUUUUAUUCGGAUCUUGUGUGAACGUUUUAGUGAUUGGUCCAGCUUUAGAUUUAUCGUGCGUGGACAUAACAUAGCCCUAGAUGACAAUGCACGAUUUAAUGCAAGAAAGCAUGAAAUUACUAAUGGGUGCCAAAUAUAUGUGUUCAAACGGAUGACAGGCGGUUGCUUUCUUCCUCAUACUUUGGUACUAAUGGCUGAUGGUACUUCAAGAUCUAUAGAUGCCAUUCGUGUAGGCGACGAGCUGUUGGCAUUCACCAACACAGACAAAAUUGUUUCGUCAAUGGUUCAACAGAAGUUCGUGCACACAGUAACAGAAUAUGUUGAAUUAUUCGUUGGUGAUGAAUCAACCACUCCUGUUUGUGUGACUCACGACCAUCCGUUUUACGUUGGUAAAGGACAGUUCGUUCCGUUGAAACAUAUAAAUGGCAAAAACGACACCCUAUUUACAUGCGAACUCAAUGAGGAUGGUAAAAGUGUUUUAACAAAGAAGCCCAUAAUUGGGCGUAAGAAUGUCACGGUCCCAUCAGCAUGUGUCUACAAUCUUAGUACAGAUUAUCCGAACACGUUUUUCGCCAAUGGUAUUGCGGUUCACAAUAAACUGGGAGAUUUAGGGGCUGCUUUCGUUGAUGUAAGUAACACGAGUGGUCUGAAACGCAUCCAAUGGAGUCAUACAGCUCCUAGUUGGCGCAUAGCUAAACCAGGUAUUUGUCUGGAGGGUAAAUGCAAUAACACGAACUGUGUUGCUGUGGGUCGACAGGUGAUCAUGAAUAUUGGUUUGCGAAGUUUUGAUUACCUCGGCGAUGUGAAUGAGACCACAGCGAUGUGUCCAUGUUGUUCGAAAUAUGUCGAGCCAAUCACAUGUGCAUUCAAUCGAUGUAUGUGGCGUUGGUCAGGCAUCAAGCAACCAGCACCAGGAGAACCACCGAGACAAAUUUCCGCCGAUUGGAAAGACGCUGACAAUGCCUACCAUUGCUUUGACGAACAAAUCAGUGGCACCGUAAUAUGGCGCAAGCUUGUUCUAGAAGCGAAAGCUCGCUAG